AGCACCGCGCAUACAUAAAAUGUUAUCAGUAUCAAUUUAGCCGCGCACCUAUCAACAGCCUCACGUGUGCCGCGCCACACUCUGCGAUGACUUCGACUGGCGAAAUAAUCGCACUCAACAACGCCGGCGAGGCUGCUGAAGGUUGGCGGAAUUUGGACUUCUUCCGGGAUGUGGUAUCACAAGACUUGGGCCUUCCGGAGGAUGAAUUCUGCUUGAGCAACUUGGAAGUGAACGAUGCCACCGGUAAGCAGUCGGGUUUCAUGUCCUUGCUACACCGUGUCAAGGUAGAUGUCGAGUUCAAGAAUGGAAAAUGUGAGCGAAAAUCGUACGUCGUGAAGGAGAAGUCCAGCGAUGUAUUCGGCGGAGAUUGGGUGGAGAAGUUCAACGUUUUCGACAAGGAGUUUGAAGCGUACCAGAAGCUGAUCCCGGAGUAUGAAAAGCUAUUUCGACAUGAGGUUCAAUUCGGACCUAGAUUCUUCAAAGCAGUUGCAACGCCAUUCACAGUGAUGGUAAUGGAGGAUCUGAUCGCAUCUGGAUAUGAAAUGAAAGACUGUAGCAAUCGGUUGAAUUUGUCGGACAGUAGAGUAGUGUUGUCCAAACUGGCCAAGUUUCAUGCCGCAUCUGCUGUGUACUAUAAACACAAUGGACCAUAUUCCAAGCUUUUCAAAACCGGUAUGUAUGAUGAAGCAACAGCGGGCGACAGUGAGGCUUAUAUUGGGAAUCUGUUCAAGUCCUUGGUGGCGAGCAUGAAGGAUCGCAACGUAUCUAGUCAGUUCUUGGAUUUGAUAAAUCAAUGGAACGCAAAUCCUUAUGUCUCCGGAGCAAAAUUGUUUCGCUUGAAUGACAAAGACUUUAACGUCUUGAAUCACGGUGAUCUUUGGAUGAAUAAUGUAAUGUUUGGCGACAGCGAUCUUCUAGUGAUCGACUUUCAGAUUGCCUUUUUUGGAAGCUUCACGUUCGACUUCCUAGAGUUCGUCCUGUGCACGGUUGAAGUAGACGAAGUCCUCAAUGGAUUUGAUGAGCUCGUCGAGUAUUACCACCAGGAACUAAAGGAUGCGUUUGACACAUUGAACCACUCCGACUUGUCGCCUUCGUUAGAAAGUUUGCAAGCAGACAUCGAAAGACACGGGUUUUUGGCGGCACUCCUUAUUAUAGAGGCGAUACCAAUGAUAACCUACAGCAAGGUGGGAGAAUUAAGCAUGGACCUCAUGUCUUCAUCGGAACCGGAAGGUGAAGAGUUCAGAAGAAAAUUAUAUCACAACGAAAAAUUUGUCGAAGUUGUGGAUCGAUUGUUGCCUUUCCUGUACGAACGGGGAUAUUUGAAAUGUCCGAAUGGUUUGUAAAUUUGUAAAUAUAUUUAGCCAUUUUCACGAAGAUUUCGUUUGAUAAUCAUA
Aedes albopictus (Asian tiger mosquito) is the source of this 1394-nucleotide messenger RNA. RefSeq lists its product as uncharacterized. Lineage: Eukaryota; Metazoa; Arthropoda; Insecta; Diptera; Culicidae. The record is from RefSeq and is a predicted model, not a curated record. The transcript is spliced from 5 exons. Bases 87 to 1343 code for a protein of 418 amino acids.